Molecule: messenger RNA, 1842 nt
Organism: Gossypium raimondii (Peruvian cotton)
Lineage: Eukaryota; Viridiplantae; Streptophyta; Magnoliopsida; Malvales; Malvaceae
Product: protein PHLOEM UNLOADING MODULATOR
Exons: 5
Coding region: 183-1463 (426 amino acids)
Biological process (GO): ceramide biosynthetic process
Cellular component (GO): Golgi membrane; endoplasmic reticulum membrane
Molecular function (GO): sphingomyelin synthase activity; ceramide cholinephosphotransferase activity
Source: RefSeq, a predicted model, not a curated record
UCAAACAAGAAGAUGAACACUUAUUAAUUGAGAUCAUCAGCUUACUUUAUUAUGUCUGACUAACACUAGGAUUCAAAAUCCAAGAUCCGACAUUCUUGUAUCGCAAUCUCUGUGACGGAUCAAGCCAAGCUGAAACCAGCACUGCCGAAGAAACGCUACUCUUCACUACAGCCGUCAACACCAUGCGGUGGCCGGCGGUGAAAAGUGGGGGGCUGGGGGUGGUUGCCAUGACAUACGUGGCGGUAGACUAUUUACGCAUCCUAUCCCCAACGUGGCACGAGCGUCUUCAACCCGUACUCUGGUCUUUACUCGCCCUCGUCGCCGUCACGCGCGUCCCCUUUUACCGUCACUGGAGCGCCGAGUUUCGAGCUGCCAUCUCUUUCCUUGCUUCGAUGAUAUUUAUGCUCUCAGCUCUUCUUUUUGAAGCCUGCACAGUUCGUUUCGUUACCGUUGUUCUUGGACUCAAUUGGCACAAUGGUAGGCCUCCUCUUCCUGAUACUGGUCAAUGGUUGCUCCUGGCACUAAAUGAGAAACUUCCUGAAGCAGUUGUUGAGAUACUAAGGGCUCACAUCAUUGGCUUGCACCAUUACUUGAUGUUAUUUAUAAUGUUGGCCUUCUCUGUACUAUUUGAGUCUGUAAAAGCUCCUGGUCUUGGAUUAGGUGCACGAUACAUGUUUACCAUGGCAGUCGGCCGUCUUCUACGUGCAAUAACUUUUGCGUCUACAAUUCUGCCAUCAGCCCGCCCAUGGUGUGCUUCAUCUCGCUAUAGUAUCCCUGGACAUCCUCAUCGUUGGGCUCAGAAAUAUUAUGUUCCUUAUGCUUCUGAUGCUAAUGCCAUUCGUCAAGUAAUAGAACGGGAUAUAGCAUAUGUUGAUACUGUCAAUUACACUGCAGACUACCGUCCAGAUUGGGGUUCAAUGAGCUUCCUAAUAGAUUUUCUGCGACCCAAUACAUCAGAAGGAUCUUCAUGGUACAGUCUGCUUAAAAAGGCUGGGGGCGGCUGCAAUGACCUUGUAUACAGUGGCCACAUGUUUGUUGCUGUGCUGACUGCAAUGGCAUGGACGGAGGCUUAUGGAGGGUUUAGCUCAGUCCUUAUAUGGCUGCUUGUUAUGCACAGUGCUCAGCGGGAAGUACGAGAGCGCCACCAUUAUUCUGUAGAUUGUGUUGUUGCCAUCUAUGUGGGUAUUCUUCUUUGGAAGAUGACUGGUUUUAUCUGGUCGGCUAAGGGUGGAACUGGAGAUAGCAGACUCACUAAGCUUGGGAAAAUUCAAGGUAGACUACUCCAAGCAGCCAAGGAUUCCGAUAUGGAUGAAGUAAGGGAGCUUCUCAAAGAUGUUGAGUUGGGGAAUCAAGAGAGCCUGAAACAAGGGCCGAGCAAGGUCAUGUGGUUGUUUGCUAGCGGAACUAUUUUCUUCUCACUUACCAUUGUUAUUUUGGCCUUCACAUGGACAAGCGAUGGCUAACUUCUCCAGCAUAAUAUUACCACGGUGUUGAGGUUCUUUACUCCGACACAAGAAAGGCUUCGUCUUGGACAGUGUUCGCAUGGGACGAGGAGAGUUUUACAGUUACAUGUGAAACUUGGUUGUAGCUUUUGGUUAAGGAAGUCAAUGUUUAGCUAGACUUGAGCUUACAUUAUCUUGUUCUAAGAGCUGUUGCCUUCACUUUGCAUAGAUUUAUGAAUUUUGCUUCGUACCUUUUUGUUAUGAAUCUUGCUUGUUUUGGCAUUUUAAAUUUUAGUGUUGGAGGACAGAAUUUGGGAUCGACAAGAUAUAAAGAUAUUAUGGACAAGUAGAGACAACAAUAUGGAGGCUUAUAAGCUUGCCAGAUUCUCUAUUUCUUUUA